Messenger RNA from Neolamprologus brichardi, 4841 nucleotides. NCBI's taxonomy places the organism in Eukaryota, Metazoa, Chordata, Actinopteri, Cichliformes, Cichlidae. The record is from RefSeq and is a predicted model, not a curated record.
UGGAGAACAAUGCCACAUGCAGAGACCAUCCUACCAUGGUGUCAAAGCCCUACUACAGAGUGGACCUGUUCAACAGGAAGAUGACAAACGUCCUGCUCACAUCUCUCCUGGUCACAACUAUAGAGAACAAGACCGUGGCCCACAUUGGUACCUCGACCGGACGCCUGCUUCAGCUUGUGCUGACAAGAUCCAGCCCUGUCAUCUUUGCCAAUUACUCCUUGGUAGAAAACCAGAGGGUCUCCUCCAUUGCUGCUGUGCAUUCUUCAGAAUAUCUUCUCUUUGUGGUUGGAGACAAGAUGAUCCAGGUGCCCCAAAGAGGACCAGGCUGUCAACACUUCCUGACUUGUGCCAUGUGCCUGACUGCCCCAAAAUUCAUGGGCUGUGGCUGGUGCUCUGGAGUGUGCUCGUGGGAGAGCGAGUGCCACAAUCGCUGGAGAAACGAGUCCUGCCCACCUGGGAUCUCCGGAUUCUUUCCACGGACUGCUCCCCCUGAUGGUCAAACAGAGCUAACGCUGACUGGGUGGGAGUUCCAGUCGCCUUUGAGACCCGUUAUCACCUCCAGAACCCACCAGAUCCGACUGGGACAGACGUCCUGCACUGUGAUCCCAGCCAAAAGCAACAACACACACUUGGUGUGUAAAAUUCGCUCUGGGGCCACUGAGCUGUUCAAACCAGUCAACAUUACAGUGGAAGUGCAUGAGGGCAAAGUGGAGGGACGCUACUCUAUUGAAGGGAAGGCAGAAAUGCCAGGAUUCACGUUUGUGGUUCCCAACAUCACAGAAAUCCAGCCCAACUAUGGCCCUCGUGUUGGGGGCACACUCAUCACAGUGAGUGGGCCUCACUUGGACGCUGGAAAGACCAGGAGAGUCACUCUUAACGAUGUGGCCUGCGACAUAAAAAGGGUCACAGCGCCUAAAGGCAACGUGUCUUCCAUCAUUUGUUUGUCCAAAGAAAUCUCAGAGGUGAGAGAUGUUCCUCUGAGUGUGUUCAUUGACAAGUCUCCUGUUCUCACAACAAAGGUGUUUUACUACAAGGAAAACCCAAAGAUAACAGACGUCCGGCCUGACUGUAGCUUUGACAGAGGUUCAAAGAUUGUCAUUGAAGGGGAGAACCUGGAUUCUGUUUACCGCACCAUCAUCCGCUUUAAACCCAAUGAGAGCCACCUGAAAUCUGUGUCAACGGAGUGCCUCGGCAAGUCUUUACCCACACGGAUGGAAUGCUUGACCCCUGUUUUCCACAGGGAUGAAACUGUGGAAGGAUCGCUAUCUUUUGAUAUGGAUGGAGCAUCAAGCCUGUGGAGCAAAGAGUUCUCCUAUCACCCCUACGGCGAGCCCAUACCUUUUGAAACAGAAGGACAUGUUCUAAAUUUGUACCCUGGGUUUGAUGAGGUGUCACUACAUCACCAAAAGCUGAACCUGGUGAGCUCCUGCAUGACCAUCAUUAUGACGGUGGCAGGUGUUGAUUGUGGUGCUAAAGUCCUGGAUAAUGAGAUAACCUGCAGGAUCCCCAAAAACAUGACCAUUCCUAGUGAGGGACUACCAGUGAAGAUCUCCAUCAACGGACAGGUUCACAACGUUGGCACAGUGGUGAGGGUCAGCAACCAUUACAUGGUGGGGAUCGUUUUGGGGAUCCUGGCAGCUCUGGUUGCCGGGGCGGUGCUGGCCUUUGUUGUCAUGAAACACUUAAGGAAGAAGAAGAAAGCCUCCAUGGUAGAGUCACGUUUAACCCACAGCGCCAACCGCUGUGGUACAAAUAAUGUGGAGAUGUCACCUGUUGGAGACUACAGAAGAGUAGUAUCGCUAAGUCCUCCCACCCCUUUGGUGGGGCCGGUAGCAUUCCCCAGCCUGACCUAUGCUGGAGGUCGCAUAGAUCCGACCCUCACUCCCCUCCUUCCUACAGAAAAGAUCCCUAUCACCAGUUUUAGGCCAGAGCUGCUGGAAGAGGUGAAAGAUGUUCUUAUUCCUGCCGAGAUGCUAGUUGUCCAGAAACAUCGGAUUAUCGGAAAAGGUCAUUUUGGAACCGUCUAUCACGGCUACUUCACAGACUCCAACAACAGAGAAAUCCACUGUGCUGUCAAGUCUUUGAAUAGAAUAACAGAUGUGGAAGAGGUGGAGCAGUUUCUGAAGGAAGGCAUCAUAAUGAAGGGCUUCCAUCACAGCAACGUGCUUUCUCUGUUGGGCAUCCUCCUGCCACAGGAAGGGCUCCCUCUUGUGGUUCUGCCAUACAUGAAACACGGGGACUUGCGGCAUUUCAUACGCUGCGAGAAGAGGAACCCCACUGUAAAGGAUCUGAUUGGCUUUGGGCUGCAAGUUGCCAAGGGGAUGGAGUAUUUGGCCCAGAAGAAGUUUGUGCACAGAGAUCUCGCUGCACGCAACUGCAUGCUGGAUGAGUCGUACACGGUGAAGGUGGCGGACUUUGGCAUGGCCAGAGAUGUUUUCGAUAAGGAAUAUUACAGUGUUCAGGACCACAGGAAGGCUAAACUGCCUGUCAAGUGGAUGGCCAUCGAGAGUCUGCAAACACAAAAAUUUACCUCCAAGUCAGACGUGUGGUCCUUUGGUGUUCUGAUGUGGGAAAUGCUGACCAGAGGAGCCAGCCCCUACCCAGAGGUGGACCCAUACGAUAUAACGCACUAUUUACUGAAGGGCAGGAGGCUUCCUCAGCCACAGUACUGCCCUGACCCUUUGUAUAGCAUUAUGCUCCAGUGCUGGGACCCAGAUCCAGAGUUGAGGCCCAGCUUUGCUACACUGGUGUCAGCUGUCUCCACCAUACUGUCUGGCCUGGAAGGAGAGCACUACAUCAGUCUGAAUGUCACCUACGUCAACCUUGACCAGCCUCAUCCCUACCCUGCCCUGACUGAAUCCGCUGAUGAGUAUGAGUCCACAGACGUUGAAGACUCGGGCUCAAUGUCUUCUUGAUUCACCUCCCCCUACUUACCCCCUACUUUAAACUGGUUCUGGUGCUAAUAGCAGGCGCACAAAAAAGGAAAAAACAAACAAACUUCCGUCUCAUCACACCAGUGUCUUUUACCUCAGUGGAUUUGAAUCAGAAAUGCUGCUUUUCACCGGAACAGCAUAAGUAGUUGGAAAAAGUGAGAAGGCCCAACUGUGGGCUUUAGGUUUGUGAACCAAAGGAAAAAGAAAGACAGAGAUAGCAAGGUAUUCUUCAUCGUAGUGCAUUAGGUAAGUAAAAAGUACCUUCAAAUUACGAACACCUACAGAAGUGCAGACACUACAGCUCACAGAUGCUGGGCGCUGAAGAAGAAAAGUGUGCUUUUUGGUGAGCGAGGCAUUGAUGAGAGGGGAGCUCAAGUGCUUAUUUCUGACAGUGGAUUAAGGGGCUGGUACUGCAUUAGUUCUGGGUUGGUGCUGCGCAGAGCUUUUGCGGAUGCACAUGUUCUUCCUGUGUGUCACCACAUGAAUGCAAAAACAUUUGGAACAACUCAUGUAGGCUAUUCUCAUUCAUGUUUGCGUUAAUGCUUUAGCUUUAAUGGAGAUUUAACAGUGGAGAAGGAAAAGUCCAGUUUUGUUUUCCUCUGUGUCUUCCUUCCAGUUGAAGGCAGCAUUUCAAACACUCAGCAUCUGACAUAUCCUAGUAGUUUGUUUGGGAACUGCAUGCAAGUAGACUCUACAUUGGUUGAAUUCCUGUAAUUCUCUGCAGCACUUUCGGACAUAAAAUACAGUACUGGAAAUGUCAAAUGGGAUAAAAAUAGCAUAAUUGUCACACCUGGUCUAAUGUAUUCAAGACGAAAAGAGUAAAACUACCCACAGUAAUACCUUGGAUUUCAUAUCUGAGAACUCUGCUGAUAGGCUCUUAAACCUGGGCCUCCACAAAUGGAUCCAAAUAAUAAAGCAUACUUCAUCAUGUUAGAUACCACCAGUAAAAUUCAAACCUUAAAACUGCUUUAUCUUAAAGUUAUUUAUUGGCUAUUUCCAAUAAAUAAACUGGUAACCGAUAAUAUGUUAGACUGUAGUAACCAGCUAUUAACCAGCUAGUUUUGUCAUACUAGCUGGUUAGUAAACCAAAGAAUCAAAGUGUUUUUAUUAUAAUACAGUCAUCAAAAAAAACAAAGUACACUCUGUUUGGAUUCUACAAUUUUACAUAUCAGGACAUAAUAAAAAUAAUCUGGUCUUCAGCGGGUCCUGAAAUGAAAUAAAUCCAGUCUCAGAUUAAGUAUAAAACAUGACAUAUUAUCUAAUGUCUUUAUUUAUUUAACAAAAUUAAGCUAAAAUGCAGAAGCAGUUGGUGAAAAACUAAGUACACCCUGACUAUUUCCAUAGAAAUUUAGAGGGUAAACAGCAGCCAGGUGCUGUUAAACAAAAGCACUUUAUUAACUGAUCAUCAGCGAGUGUGAGUGCCUCAAUAAAACUAAAGUUUUGGCAAUAUACCGGUCUCGCGCAUUCAGCCGUUUGUUACCCCAAUGCGAAAGAAAGAUGUUGAUGUCCAUCAGUUUGGGAAGGGUUGUAAGAUUAUUAUAAGAUAAAUAUAAUUCUACAGUGAGAAAGAUCAUUACAAGCGAAAAGCAUUUAAGACAGCUGCCAAUCAGCCCAGGAGUGGAUGUCCCAGCAAAUUCACCCCGAUUGUAAAGUUGAAAGCUACAUCUCUACAGGCCUCAGUUAUCAUGUUAAAUAUUAAAGUUCAUGUCAGUUCAUUUAGAAAAAGAAGGACCGAGUGUGGCUUGUUUAAGGGUUACCAAGAGAAAAGCUCCUCUCUCUAAAAAGAGCAUGACAGCGUGGCUUAGGUUUGCAAAGUUGUAUCUGAACAAACCACAAGACUUCUGGAACAAAGUCCUUUAGAUUUAGAUUUAGAUGAGACAAAGUGGACAUGUGUGGCCAUGACGCAUU